This is a messenger RNA of Populus trichocarpa (black cottonwood), 1692 nucleotides long. Its product is annotated as protein trichome birefringence-like 28. Gene Ontology annotation, cellular component: Golgi apparatus. Lineage: Eukaryota; Viridiplantae; Streptophyta; Magnoliopsida; Malpighiales; Salicaceae. Gene Ontology annotation, molecular function: O-acetyltransferase activity. The record is from RefSeq and is a predicted model, not a curated record. Bases 174 to 1586 code for a protein of 470 amino acids. The transcript has 5 exons.
AAAGGAAAAUGGGAUUAACAAAGGAACAGUGGCAGUUUGACUUGGCUUUUUGCUUAUUGAAUUCAUUUACAGUUUACUAACCACAGACAACCUAAUAUUUUAUAUGUAGGUUUUUGACGUUAUUGAGCUGAUUUAUACUGGUAGUACUCUUCUGCCCUCAGAAACAGUCAACAAUGAAGCCUGUUAGUGGCACCAACAGGAGAUGCCAAUCCUUCCCAAUUUUGAUCGUUACGCUGUUCUUCUUAUUUUUCCUGGGAUUUUUUCUGUAUAAUGACAGCAUGAAGUUCAGUGCAUUCCAAGUUCCAAGACCUCCUAGUCACCAAGAAAUGCUGCGAGAACCUGUCAAUUCCAAAGUCCCUACAGUUCAAGAAACUCCCAGCAGGAAUAAACAUGACCGAGAUAGGAAUGCAGAGGGGGGUGAAGACGGUGAUAACCAAAUAAUUAAUCUGUCGAUGACACUAGGUGGUCCAAAAAUGGAGCUGCCAGCUGUUGAAAAAGAAGAUGCUGAUGAAAAGAUAGCAUUGCAACCAGAAGAGUGUGAUAUCUUCACAGGACAUUGGGUUUUGGAUAACAAGACACAUCCUUUGUAUAAAGAGGAUGGAUGUGAGUUUCUGUCAGAAUGGGUGAGGUGCUUAAGGAAUGGAAGGCGGGAUUCUCUAUAUCAGAAUUGGAGGUGGCAGCCCAGAGAUUGUUCUUUGCCAAAGUUUGAACCAAAACUGUUGCUGGAGAAAUUGAAGGGGAAAAGGCUUAUGUUUGUUGGUGAUUCCAUCCACUUUAACCAGUGGCAAUCCUUGAUUUGUUUGGUUCAAUCUGCCAUUCCACCAGGGAAGAAGAGCUUGGACUAUGCAAGCUAUAUCACUGUUUUCAAAAUUGAGGACUAUAAUGCCACGCUAGAAUUUUACUGGGCACCAUUUCUAGUUGAGUCCAAUUCAGACCCUCCAACAAUGAGAGAUGGCAAAUCAGACGCCAUUAUAAUGCCUGAAUCAAUAUCCAAACAUGGACGUAACUGGAAAGAUGUGGACUACCUAAUCUUCAACACAUAUAACUGGUGGCUCAAGUAUCCCACAAUGAAAGUUUUACGAGGAUCCUUCGAUGAAGGGACCGCGGAGUACGAUGAGAUCGAACGGCAUAUAGCAUAUGAGAGAGUUUUGAGGACAUGGGCCAAGUGGGUGGAAGAAAAUGUUGAUCCCACUCGCACCUCAAUUUUCUAUAGCAGCUUGUUUCCUCAACACUUCAGGAGCUUAGACUGGAACAGUCCAGAUGGAAUUAACUGUGCCAAAGAGACCAUGCCAAUACUAAACAGGACGACACCAGUGGAUGUGAGCACAGACAGGCAAGUUUUUGCAAUAGCAGCGAAUGUUGCUCGAUCAAUGAAAGUGCCAGUUCACUUCCUCAAUGUAACCACCCUCUCUGAGUACAGGAAAGAUGCACACACUUCUGUUUACACGGCUCGCGAUGGUAAAUUACUUUCGCCGGAGCAAAGGUCCAAUCCAGGCGUAUAUGCAGAUUGUCUCCAUUGGUGUCUUCCUGGAGUGCCUGAUACGUGGAAUGAAUUGCUUUAUGCACGAAUCAUAGCACUCUCUUGACUUCAAAUUCUUCAUUUUUUUUAGGCAAGAAUAUGAGUUUGUAAUUGAAUUUCAUGAAUGACAAUGAUACGAAGCUCUUAUAACAAUUUGAAGAUUCAUGACUUCA